GAGAAGGUUACCAUUGCACAGCUAAGGAAACUGUGCCUGCUGACAGGAACCAGUGCGUGUUCAGAGUGUGUGAUUUUGCGUUAUUGGUUGGCUGAGUACUAACUCGAGAGGUAGGAAGCGGUGGAGUGAAGUCGCAGAUCAUCGCAAACAUCAGACAGGAUCUGACGAAUAAGUCGUCGUUGACGAGACGAUUGCCUAACGAUGGUGAUAAGUACCGCAUCAUAUCUGUUGAUAUGGGGUUGAAGAACUUUGCGCUGACGAAGCUGGCGUUGAAUAAGAGAUUGCCCUUCAACACGGUACCGAUGAUAACUGAAUGGGACAAGUACGACGUUCAGUUGUGGGCAAACGUUGGCACAGACGACACCUUUGAGCCUCAGAAGUAUGUUGAGCCAUGCUACAGACUCGUGAAUGAAAUACUGCUACCGAGAGGAGAGCCUCUACCUGAUGCUCUGCUGAUUGAGAGGCAGAGAAGUCGUAGUGGUGGUAGUCCAGUGGUUAAUGAGUGGGUAUUUAGGGUUAACAUGCUAGAAGCCAUGGUGCACUCCAUGGUGUAUUCGAGGAUUUGUGAGGAGAGGAGUAAAAUCGAAGUUAUAAGUGCAAGUCCUCAAAGGAUGGGCUACUAUUGGAAACCUCUGGACGACGAGGUUAAGGGAAAAGUUGCAAAGAAAUUCCGGGUGGGCUAUGUGGAACAGCUCCUUGCUGAUUUCGUACAGUCAUCUGAUCCAAAGAUCAGUGUCGAUCCACAUUUUGCAUUGCAGAAGUUCUCUGGUGAUUAUCUUUCCCAAGUAAUGAACUCUUCGCAGAGCCAUUCUCGAGGCACAUUUGGUGCUGAGAAAGGAGAUGAUCUGGUGGACGCUCUGUUGCACGCAUUGGCCUGGAUCCAAUGGCAAGCCAAUAAAACUGUCAUGAAACUGGAGUUCAUCAGCGGAGUGGAAGAUGCCAUGAAGAAAGUUGACGAGUUGUACCAAUCACACACUGAACAGAUGGGUAACGCAUGGAUGGCACAGCAAAACAAGGCUAAGAAGGGCAAGGGUAAGCCAACAGUAGCCACUACUAAGCAUUCGCUGAAGUACGAUCCCAAUGCUACAAAGGCUGUAGAGCAGGAGUUGGAUAGUAUAGAGAAAUGAGCCUGAACAUAUAAUAAGUGCAUUCCAUUUUG
This is a messenger RNA of Williopsis jadinii, 1159 nucleotides long. It is a transcript of the gene CCE1, whose product is annotated as cruciform cutting endonuclease. Gene Ontology annotation, cellular component: mitochondrion. Gene Ontology annotation, molecular function: flap-structured DNA binding; DNA endonuclease activity; crossed form four-way junction DNA binding. Lineage: Eukaryota; Fungi; Ascomycota; Saccharomycetes; Phaffomycetales; Wickerhamomycetaceae. The record is from RefSeq and is a predicted model, not a curated record. The transcript has a single exon. Bases 234 to 1127 code for a protein of 297 amino acids.